AUGGAUUGGUUUAACAGUGACCAACGACAGAUGGACGAUUUCGUCAACUCCAACAACUGGCAAUUGCCGCCGACACCCAACCCAAAUGCAACGCCUAGUCUCAGGUUGCCUACCAACAUGGACAUGGAAUCGCCAGUUAGCACUAAUGAGUACGAGAUCAGCGAUAUGGAGCCCGCUCAAGGGAGGGGCAAGGGCAAGGGCAAGGUUGCCGAUGAGGAUGGGCCGAAGAAGUAUAGUCCGCAGGAGACAAUGUGGCUGGCCAAGAACUUUGUCGACGUCUCCGAGGACGUUGUGAUCGGCAACCAGCAAAGCGGCAAAGUAUUCUGGCAGUGGAUUGCAGAGAAGUAUAACGCUGGUCGACCUGACGGCUCAUUCGAGCUUACAUACGUGAAACUAUGCAAGCAUUGGGGUCGGGUCCAGGCGGAGAUGAACAAGUGGAAUGGCAAGUGGACUAACGUAGUCCGGAUGUGGCCGAGCGGGCACAGCUAG
Molecule: messenger RNA, 489 nt
Organism: Salvia hispanica
Lineage: Eukaryota; Viridiplantae; Streptophyta; Magnoliopsida; Lamiales; Lamiaceae
Source: RefSeq, a predicted model, not a curated record